Messenger RNA from Bombus pyrosoma, 1333 nucleotides. RefSeq names its product protein YIPF6. Gene Ontology annotation, biological process: endoplasmic reticulum to Golgi vesicle-mediated transport. Bases 334 to 1035 code for a protein of 233 amino acids. Gene Ontology annotation, cellular component: membrane; trans-Golgi network. The transcript has 7 exons. NCBI's taxonomy places the organism in Eukaryota, Metazoa, Arthropoda, Insecta, Hymenoptera, Apidae. The record is from RefSeq and is a predicted model, not a curated record.
CGUACAUCGAAUGUAUCAAUAUUAGUGUCGACUUUUCCGCAAAUGAUUAAAAGAUGUACAUUUGUAUUACACUUACGUGAGGAAUUUAAAUUACGAUGCAUAUGUGUCUUUUUAGAUUUUCUCGUUGACCCUAUCCAUGAGAAGUGCUAAAUCGUAUUAUCGGAGAUCUUUCUGUACGUACAACAGGGCAACAUUUAAGUCAUUAAGAAAACAUUAGAUAGGGAAGAUUGAAUUCAUGUUACAUGUAUAUGGCAUGAUGAUUUGAUAUGAUAUGAAGAUAUUUCCAUUUAAAAUCUUAAUAAUAUAUUUAAUGAUUUCAUAAUUUCGGGUCUAAUGUCGACAACAAAUAUGGCAGCGACAGAUGAUACAAAACUUGAUUUUAAAGUUACAAUGGAAUAUGCUGACCCUCAGAAUAUCGAAGGUGAGCUGACAGUAGGAGGCAAACAAAAAUCGAAUCUUGGAGAACCUGAAUUUAAUACUUUGGAUGAACCAAUCAGGGAUACAAUUCUCAGGGACGUCAGAGCAGUGGGCAGGAAAUUUUAUCAUGUUUUAUAUCCCAAGGAGAAGAAAUGCCUAUUGAAGGAAUGGGAUCUUUGGGGACCACUAGUAUUAUGUACAUUCAUGGCAAUGAUAUUACAAGGUUCUUCUGAUACAGCAAAUAAUUUUAAUGAUGGGGGACCAGAGUUUGCAGAGGUUUUUGUAAUCGUAUGGAUUGGAUCUAUGGUUGUUACAUUGAACUCCAAAUUAUUAGGUGGUAACAUAUCUUUUUUCCAAAGCAUUUGUGUCUUAGGAUAUUGCUUGUUGCCAACUGCCAUUGCUCUAAUUUUAUGUAGAAUCAUAUUAAUGGCAGAACAGACUACUUUCUUAUUUAGUCUAAGAUUUGUAAUUACCAUGAUUGGAUUCAUGUGGGCAACAUAUGCGUCCAUGGCAUUUCUUGGCGACAGUCAACCGAUAGGAAAGAAAGCUUUAGCUGUGUAUCCAAUAUUUUUAUUCUAUUUUGUAAUUUCCUGGUUGGUUAUAUCUCAUACUACAUAAAAUAGAUCGUAAGAUGAUGAUGAUAAGAAGACUGUACAUUGCCCUAUAUUUGUGCACAAGAGAAGACAGAAUUUAAAAAAUCGAGCAAAUCUUGCUUACAGUGUACGUUGAAAUUCGCUAAAUUUAAGCAUAUGUCACGUGUCAAGAGUUGUAGAUAAAACUUAUUACUGUAGAUGCGUAUGUUAUUUAUUAUUAUACAGUUUAGAGAAUCAGAACUUUGUAUGUCAAUUAUAAUUAUACGUACGUAUAUAACAUUAAUGUAAGCAUAAAAUAAUGAAUAAUACUUAAGUAAAUUAUU